AUGAAGCCCAUCGUCGUCCACGCCGCCGCCGUGGACCGCCGGUGGCUGCUCCCUCUGGCCGUCGGCUCCGCGCUGUCGCUCUUCCUCCUCGUCCUCCUCACCACCGUCCCUUUCCCCUUCUUCCCCUCCUCCUCGCCCUCCCCGGCGCUCUUCGUCGAGCACAAGCUCGCCCCGACCCCGCCCGCCUCCCGCGCCGCCGGAUCCCUCCCCCGCAUCGCCUACGUCAUCUCCGGAUCCGCCAAGGACGCCUCCGCUCUCCGCCGCGUCCUCCUCGCGCUCUACCACCCCAGGAACCUCUACGUCCUGCACCUAGAUGCGGAGGCGCCGGAGUCCGACCGCCGGGACCUCGCCGCCGGCCUCGCGGCGCACCCCGUCAUAGCCGCCGCCGGCAACGUCCGCGUCGUCGAGCGGGCCAACCUCGUCACCUACCGCGGGCCCACCAUGGUCGCCAGCACCCUGCACGCCGCCGCGGCCCUCCUCUGGGGCCACUCCGGCGCCGGCGGGUCCGACUGGGACUGGUUCAUCAACCUCUCCGCCUCCGACUACCCGCUCGUCACGCAGGACGAUCUGAUCCAUGUCUUCUCCAAGCUGCCGCGCGAUCUCAACUUCAUCGACCACACCAGCAACAUCGGAUGGAAGGAGUUUCAGAGGGCGAAGCCGGUCAUCAUCGACCCAGGGCUCUACAUGAAGAAGAAGGCUGACGUGUUCUGGAUACCACAGCGCCGGAGCGUGCCAACAGCCUUCAAGCUCUUCACCGGUUCAGCCUGGAUGGCGCUGUCCAGGUCGCUGGUCGAGUACAGCAUAUGGGGCUGGGACAACCUUCCCCGCACCGUCCUCAUGUACUACUCCAACUUCAUCUCCUCCCCAGAGGGCUACUUCCACACCGUUGUCUGCAACGCGGAGGAGUUCAAGAACACGACGGUGAACCACGACCUGCACUACAUCUCGUGGGACAACCCCCCGAAGCAGCACCCACACUACCUCACGAUGGACGACCUGGAUCGUAUGAUCGCCAGCGACGCGCCCUUCGCCCGCAAGUUCUACGCGGACGAGCCCGUGCUCGACCGGAUCGACGCGGAGCUCCUGUCCCGCCACGCCGGCCCGGACGCGCCCACGCCCGGAGGCUGGUGCGCGGGGACAGGGGACAACGGGAGCGACCCCUGCUCGGUCGUCGGGAACACCAGCUUUCUUCAGCCUGGCCGUGGGGCCGUGCGGCUCCAGCGGCUCGUCACGUCGCUCCUGUCAGACGAGAAGUUCCACCCGCGGCAGUGCAAGUGA
Messenger RNA from Triticum turgidum subsp. durum (durum wheat), 1278 nucleotides. The record is from the annotation of a GenBank genome assembly. NCBI's taxonomy places the organism in Eukaryota, Viridiplantae, Streptophyta, Magnoliopsida, Poales, Poaceae.